Chenopodium quinoa (quinoa) is the source of this 918-nucleotide messenger RNA. RefSeq lists its product as uncharacterized. The coding region runs from base 1 to 918 and encodes 305 amino acids. Gene Ontology annotation, biological process: root development; shoot system development. The record is from RefSeq and is a predicted model, not a curated record. Lineage: Eukaryota; Viridiplantae; Streptophyta; Magnoliopsida; Caryophyllales; Amaranthaceae. The transcript has a single exon.
AUGGCCGGUUUCUUUCUUAAGCCAAGUACUCGAGGCCAUGCUCGAUCAAUUAGCUUACCGGCGAGAUCACAUCCUACAACCCUCAAAAUGGAAGAAGAACUUAACAAGCUUCGAAAUCUUGAAUUUUCUUCGUCGAAUUCACUAGCACCCAAUAAACUUGGCCUUGCCAUAUCCGGCCUUGCGGAGCUCUACAAGUCUAUAGGAGAUCUUCUUAAAUUACCUCAAACACAAAAUGCCUUAGCCAAACACGACGAUUCCUCUUGGGUGGAUGAGCUCCUAGAGGAAUCGGUAUCAUUCCUUGAUGUAUGUGAACACACAAGGGAAAAUUUGUUCCUUUUGAGGGAAAGUAUAGGGAAGCUUCAAUCGAGUUUUAGGAGAAGAAAUAACGGUGGGGAAGUAGACAUCGAUGAUGAUGUUACUAAAUACGUCUCUUUUGUUAAGAAUUUAAAGAGAGAUAUGGGCAAAUCCCUUGUUUUUCUAAAACAAAUUGACAUCAAAUUGUCUGAAUCUUUGUUAUUCAAUAAGGUGAACAACGAUCAACACAUCGUUGCAGUGGUACGAGUUUUAAGGGAAUCGAGCUUGAUGUGUAGCAUUAUUUUCAAAUUGAUUUUGGGGUACUUUUCGGGUACAGCUUUGCAGCCUAAGGCUAGCAAAUGGUCUUUAGUGCUAAAAGUUGUGCAUAACAAAGGUCAUGUAGGAGAUGACCUUAAUGAUUUGGAGGAUGCAGAAAUCGCGCUUAAUAGCUUGAUUGUUCGAAAAUUGAGCAAGCAAGGUACGGGGAUGAUGAUUCAACUAGCAUGUAAAAAACUACUAGCACUAGAUACAAGAACAGAAGAAAUUGAGAAGGAUCUCGAGUGUUUGUUUAGGCAAAUGAUACAUGCACGAGUUUCUCUCUUAAACAUACUUUCGGAUCAUUAA